Messenger RNA from Polyodon spathula (Mississippi paddlefish), 1622 nucleotides. Its product is annotated as E3 ubiquitin-protein ligase RNF182-like. The transcript has a single exon. Lineage: Eukaryota; Metazoa; Chordata; Actinopteri; Acipenseriformes; Polyodontidae. Bases 415 to 1194 code for a protein of 259 amino acids. The record is from RefSeq and is a predicted model, not a curated record.
GUGUGUGUGUGUGUGUGUGUGUUUGAUCUGGUAGAACUCACUCUGGAAUAAGCAGCGUUGAAACGUGUUUGUGCCAGUGUUAGAACCAAAACCAACAUUCAGCUUGUGUGUGCGAUACUUUGUUUACCAAAAACAGAACAAAACUGAAAACUGAAAAAAAAAGAAAGGCAACCCAAGCCUUCUUGUUUAGCAUGGGUGUGCCAGCAUAUCCACUCUAUAUAUAUGCUCGCUGGAUGGAUGUAGAUGAGUCCUGUGCUUUGCAGCAAAGUGUUUUAAAACGUGUUCAUUUGUCAAAAGGUUCUUAGUCAAAAGUGGGGGUCCUACCUGGAGCUGCCCAGCUCCCCAGUCCUGCCACCCACCAGUCUGUGCUUUGCUUUCUCCUCUGUGCCCUGUGAGUGAGUGCCGGCCAGACGGAUGACUGCGUGUGCCACAAUGAGCCAGCAGGGGGACUCGGAGGCGGAGAGCUCCCAGCCGCUGGUUUACACCCUGGAAGAGCUGGAGUGCAAGAUCUGCUACAACCGCUACAACACGCGCAACCGCAAGCCCAAAGUGCUCAGCUGCCUGCACCGCGUCUGCACCAAAUGCCUCAAGAAGAUCGUGGACGUGGGCGACUCCUCGCCCAGCAUCAUCAGCUGCCCCUUCUGCCGCCACGAGACCCACGUGCCGGAUGAGGAGGUGUGGCUCCUCGAGGAUGACAGCAACAUCCUGGCCAUCCUCACCUACCAGGACAGGGUGCGGCAGGGCGGGGCGGACGGGGCCCCAGCGGAGGUGGUGCUGACCCCCAGCAGCCUGAGCGGGGGAGGGGGAGGGGGUGAGCAGUCCCACAGCUCCUCCGACUGCCUGGUCAUCACCAUCAUGGAGGUGCCGGGAGAGGAGUCUCCCCCUGCGGAGACCGUGAGCAUGCUGAACAUGGUGCGGCUCUACCGGCCGCCCAGCCUGGACUCACUGCCCUGCCACCUGCCCGGGCACAAGUGCCGCUCCUGGACCUCCAGGACAUUCCCACGCUGCAUCAUUGGCUUCCUAUGCCUCGUCUACUUCAGCUCCCUGCCCCUGGGCAUCUACCUGCUCAUGAUCCAGCACCUCGUCCUGGGGGUUAUCCUGGUCAGCCUGGUGCCCUCCACCCUGGUCCUCUGCGUCUUCUAUGGGUUCUGCCAGUGCCUGUGCCACGAAAUCACGGAGUUCAUUGCCACAUGACACCCCCCCCCACACACACACACGCACGCACACACACACACACACACACACACACACACACACACACACACACACACACACACACACACCUCCCCUUCUCCUUCUGUCGCUUCACCAGUGACUGGAGUCAAGGCAGGCAAGGCUGGGACGCGCUAUACUGAGCUAGCAAUCGUUAUCACCCUAUCUGCUCUAGUUACUAGCACUGCUGGAGGACGCUGCUGUCCUGUGAAAGCAAAGGCAGUCAUUUAACUUUGCUAUUUGUUUUACAUCCUGCAGUCUGGACAAACGAUUAUCACAGUGUGAUGAAAAGUAUUUUUUGUAUGUACACUAAAGGUUUAAAUGAUUACAAAAUCAGAAUCCCUUCUUCGCUGUGUAGAAUGAAAGUGUGCACAGUGCAGUUUCUCUCUCUCUCUCUCUCUCUCUCUCUC